GUCAGAGAGUAGUGCGGUGCGCAUGCGCAGUGCGUGCGGGGUUUGGUUUGUGUUUACAGCAGUACUGUUGCUGGCUAAUGGUGAGCGCUGUUAUGUCAAGCAUCUCUGGAAUUAAACGCUUUUGUGGAAACAGGUAAUUUUGCUCAUUAAAUGCCAUUCAUGAGCGCGUCUGGGUUGGUUUAGCAGUCAUGGAUGACAAGACCUCGGUGGGGAAAAUUAGCGUUUCAUCCGACUCUGUGUCAACCCUCAACAGUGAGGACUUUGUCCUGGUGUCCCGACUUGGGGACGAGACCCCAACCACUAAUAACGGUAGCGAUGAUGAAAAGACAGGACUGAAGGUGAUUUCUGAGGAAGGGGUCAGCUUUAAGAUUGUGGGUAACGGCAGUGAGCAGCAAUUACAGCAGGAGCUGGAGGAUGUGCUGAUGGACCCGUCCAUGACUGAGCUGGAGGCAGAAACCGACCCACUGGGUGCGGGAAGCCAUGGCUACCCCACCUCUGCCGCUCCACCACGGCCCUGCCAGACACCCCCUAAACUCGACAUGAUGUUGCCUGUUAAAGGAGCUCAGGAGAGCGAACUCAAUGAGAGAUCUUACAGGGAUGAGCCUGCUGAGUUAAGUCCCGGGACUCCUGUCCCAGACGAGGACAGCGUUGUGUUCAGCAAACUGACGUAUUUAGGCUGUGCGUCAGUGAACGCCCCGCGCAGCGAGGUUGAGGCCUUGCGUAUGGUCAGCAUCCUCCGCAGCCAGUGCCAGAUGCCCUUGGAUGUCACCCUCUCUGUGCCGGGGGUCUCAGAGGGAACCGUCAGGUUGCUGGACCCUCAGACCAGCACUGAGAUUGCCAACUAUCCCAUUUACAAGAUCCUAUUCUGUGUUCGCGGCCAUGACGGGACACCGGAGAGCGACUGCUUUGCCUUUACUGAAAGCCACUACAACGCCGAGAUCUUCCGUAUCCACGUCUUCCGUUGUGAGAUUCAAGAAGCGGUCAGCCGAAUACUCUACAGCUUUGCCACAGCCUUUCGAAGAUCAGCCAAUAAAGCGCCACUCACAACCAAGGCCCCACCUGUUACACCAGACAGUGAUGUUUUCACCUUCACCGUCAGUCUGGAAAUCAAAGAGGAUGAUGGGAAGGGUACAUUUAGUGCUGUUUCAAAGGACAAAGACAGGCAGAGCUUUAAACUGCGACCAGGCAUGGACAAGAAGAUUGUGAUAUACGUCCAACAGACAUCUAAUAAAGAGCUGGCUAUUGAGAGAUGUUUUGGACUGCUUUUGAGCCCAGGGAAGAAUGUCAAGAACAGUGAUAUGCACCUGCUUGACCUGGAAUCAAUGGGCAAAAGUUCAGAUGGCAAGUCUUAUAUCAUCACAGGAAGCUGGAAUCCCAACACGCCGCAGUUUCAGGCGGUGAAUGAGGAGACACCCAAAGAUAAGUUUAUGUAUAUGACAACGGCUGUGGAUCUGGUGAUCACUGAGGUGGAGGAGCCUGUGAGGUUUCUGCUGGAGACACGGGUUCGAGUUUGCUCGCCCAACGAGAGGCUCUUUUGGCCCUUCAGCAAACGCAGUUACACUGAAACCUUCUAUCUCAAACUCAGUCAGAUUGAGAACAAAGAGAGGAAAAGUAACUCAGACACGCUGUAUGAAGUGGUGAGUUUGGAGAACGAGACCGAAAGAGAAAGGAAGAAGACCACAGUGAGCCCCGGCAACUUAUCAUCCGGCUCUCAUGGCUCUAUGGUGCCCUCCCCACCUGAAGAUGAUGAGGAGGAAGAUAAUGAUGAGCCCUUACUAAGCGGAUCUGGAGAUGUGUCCAAAGAAUGUGGUGAAAAAAUUCUGGAAACUUGGGGAGAUUUACUGUCCAAAUGGCACUUGAACUUGGCUGUGCGACCCAAGCAGCUCCCGGCAUUGGUCCGCAGUGGCGUCCCAGAGGCCUUGAGAGGGGAGGUGUGGCAACUUCUGGCCGGAUGUCAUAACAAUGACCAUCUGGUGGAGGAAUAUCGCACGCUUAUCACUAAGGAAUCUCCACAAGACAGUGCCAUCACUCGUGACAUUAACCGGACGUUUCCUGCGCACGACUACUUUAAAGACACAGGAGGUGAUGGGCAGGAUUCCCUCUAUAAGAUCUGUAAGGCAUAUUCUGUUUAUGAUGAAGAAAUUGGUUACUGUCAGGGACAGUCUUUUCUUGCCGCUGUGCUGCUAUUACACAUGCCAGAGGAGCAGGCGUUCAGUGUGCUGGUGAAGAUCAUGUUUGAAUAUGGUCUCAGGGAUCUCUUCAAACAGAACUUUGAAGACCUGCACUGCAAGUUCUUUCAGCUGGAGAGACUCAUGCAGGAAUACAUUCCAGACCUGUACGGACACUUUUUGAAUCUGGGUUUGGAAGCGCACAUGUACGCCUCACAGUGGUUCCUCACGCUUUUCACCGCCAAGUUUCCCCUCUACAUGGUUUUUCAUAUCAUAGACCUACUGCUGUGUGAGGGCAUCAGCGUAAUCUUCAACGUGGCUCUUGCAUUACUAAAGACGUCAAAAGAUGACCUGUUACAGACGGACUUUGAGGGUGCGCUGAAGUUUUUUCGAGUGCCUGUGCCCAAACGCUAUCGCUCAGAGGAAAACGCCAAGAAACUCAUGGAGCUGGCUUGUAGUAUGAAGAUCAGUCAGAAGAAGUUAAAGAAGUAUGAGAAGGAAUAUCACACUAUUCGAGAGCAGCAGGAACAGCAGGAGGCGCCGAUCGACAGAUACGAGAGGGAGAACCGGCGGUUACAGGAAGCUAACAUGCGUCUGGAACAGGAAAAUGACGACCUGGCGCACGAACUGGUCAGCAGUAAAAUCGCGUUGAGAAAAGAUUUGGACAAUGCGGAAGAGAAAGCUGACGCUCUCAACAAAGAGCUUUUAAUCACCAAACAGAAACUUGUGGACUCUGAGGAUGAGAAGAGACGGUUGGAGGAAGAGUCUGCGCAGCUGAAGGAGAUGUGUCGGAGAGAACUGGACAAAUCCGAGUCUGAGAUCAAGAAGAACGGAUCUAUCAUUGGAGAAUACAAACAGAUCUGCUCUCAGCUCAGUGAGCGGCUGGAGAAACAGCAGACGGCGAACAGAGGAGAACUGGAGAAGAUCCGGGUAAAGGUGGAGGGCUGUGAGAAAUGCAGCAAUCUGUUCAGUAAGGAGGGCCGGCUGAAGGUGCUGAGCACUCCUAAGGAGGGCAGCGAGGAGGACACAGAUGAGGAGAAGGAGGCGUUGAAGAACCAGCUGAGAGAGAUGGAGCUGGAGCUCGCUCAGACCAAACUACAGCUGGUGGAGGCCGAAUGCAAGAUCCAGGACCUGGAGCACCAUCUCGGCCUGGCUCUGAACGAAGUCCAAGCAGCCAAAAAGACGUGGUUCAACCGGACGUUAACCUCCAUCAAGACCGUUACGGGAGCUCAAGGCAAAGAUGGCGUGUAACAGGACCACAUUCAGAGACAAAACACUCCACUUCUUCUGUCUCUACAUCUCAUGUCCAGCACUGUUACCUCCUGAUGCUGAACAGAGAGCGAACAAUGUGGUCUUUCUCUUCCGUUUUUCCUUUUAUAAAAAAGACUUUAUUUCUAGGGUAACAAAAACCCUGACUGAAACACAUGUAUUUACUGAAAGAAACAAGACUUUAACGCUAGUCUUUCUACUACUGAUAUUAAAUAAAAGACCGGGGAGGGGGUGUAGCUGACUGAGCUGUCUUCUGACGGACUUUAACAUUUCAUCUACAGUCCUAUUUGAGAUUUUCUUGCACAAAAGUCUAAUUAAACAUACAUAAGGUACGACCUGAAUGAAAAAAUAGUUUCAACCUUAACUUUUACGUAACACAGGACUGCUUUAUUUGCGAGGUGAUAGCAUGUGUGACUGAAACGUUCUGCUUUUAUUGUACAAAGCGUGUGUCUGUGUCUAAUGAUGUUGGUUCCUGAGGAAGACUAAAAACAGGAAGUGGACAGGUAGCACACUGUACAUAGAUUGUACAGAAAACUUUCCCGUUUCCUCCUCUGACCACUAGCUGGCGCCUUUCUGAUAUUAUUAUGUAAACAAGUUAAUGGUGUGUGUAUAUGAAUACCGAACAAUGGGAGACAGAGGACAGCUUGUGUAACUUUGCAUCAUGGGUGAGAGGAAAGACUCUCUUAAGCACUUAUGCAUCGAGCUCACGCUCUGAUCGGCAAGCACAUUGAGAGGUAAAGGAAGAGCUCAACUUUCGGCAGUCACUGUGUGCACAUUAGUGCGUGCGUGUGUGUUUGUGUGAGAAACGUGUGUGUGUGAAGUAUAUUUUGCGAGGAAGGUCUUUGCACCUUACAGACAUAUUUAUAUUGAUAUUUGGCUUGCUAGAGUUACUGUUGUUUUGUUAAAUAAAAGGGCCCUUGUGUGCUAUGAAGAUAAUUAUGGCCGUUCUAAGAGGCACUGGGUUGUAAAAUAAGCUUUUUUUUGUUAAUUUUAUAUUUUAACUCUACUACUUGGUAACUGUACUAAUGUUGCAAGAUUAUUCAUAUUUUGCUUUUGUCUGACAUUUUAAACUGCUGUCUCAUUAUUACAUGCCAAAUGUACCUUGAUCGAGCAUUACAUUUGUGUGACCAUGGUAAUAGUGUAGGUUGCAUUGUGUACCUCCAUGAAUUUAAAUAUAAACCUCUGAACACA
Messenger RNA from Misgurnus anguillicaudatus (oriental weatherfish), 4628 nucleotides. NCBI's taxonomy places the organism in Eukaryota, Metazoa, Chordata, Actinopteri, Cypriniformes, Cobitidae. The record is from RefSeq and is a predicted model, not a curated record.